AUGAGUUUAAGCUACAAAAAAUAGAAUGAACAUAGGGAUAGCGAUGUUAAAAAUAUAGUCUCUUAAUUGCAGUAGACUUAAGAUUGUUAAGAUAAGCUUAAUAUGUCCUUUUCUCCAAAUGAUCAACAUUUUGAAAUAGAUCAGAACUAAAUCAGCAGCAAUGAUAAAUCUCAUUAUUCAUAAUUAAGCCCUAUUUCUUAAAACCUAAAAAAAUAAGAACUGGAUGAUUACACAAAUUAAUAUUUAAAUCAGUUUCAAUCUCCAAAUUAAAGAAGCAGCCCAGAGGUAAUUAGAAAUACAAAUUCUAGCUAAAAUUCUAUGAAAAGAAAUUUUCUAGGUAAAUAAUGCAGUUCGAAUUAUAUUUCGUAGGAGAUUAGCACUCCUACAGAUAAGCUUUCAAGGCAAUCACAUAUAAUUUUUGAAAAAUCUCCUUAGGAGGCAUCAUAAUCCAAAUAAAGUGAUUCUGUUUUAAUGAGAUCUUCUACUAAAUAAAGUUAAAUGGAUAGAAGUUUUAGCAAAAAUAGUAUUUAUUAAUAACGCCCUUAAAGUAGCUUAAAUAGCAGCGAAUUUUAUAUGUCCAAAAGUCUUAAGGAUAAAUACUUCUCUCCUUAGAAAUAAACGAAAUUAAAUGCAUCUAGUCUCAUUCCUCUUUCAAACACAGAAAUCAUUGGAAGCAUAAGUUGCUCAACAAUACUUAAUAAAAGCACAUCUUUACUCAAUAGGAGCACUAAUUCUAUGAAUAAAAGCACUGCAUCUUUGAAUAAAAGCACUGUUUCUAAUAAAAAUAACCUCAAUUAAUAAAAUAUUAUUUAAUAAAAAAGUAUGAAAUAGAGUUAAAAGUUAAAUAACUUUGAUGAUAUUUUAAAAAAAUCUGCUUUAAAUAGACUAGGGUUAACAUUGAAGCCAGUUUGCUCUGCUCACAAACACUAACAACUUAAAUAUAUUUGUGUAGACUAAAAAUGCUUGGAUAAGGAGAGAGUUUUAUGUGAAAAAUGUAUUUCAAGUUUUGACCAUGAAUUUCAUGAUUUAAAAACAAUCGAGGAAUUUAUUUUGCAACUGGAGAGCUCUUAUGAAACUUUUUUAAGGAAAUUCUUUCACUUCAAGAGUAUAAAAGAAGAAUUGGAACAUCCUUCGUUUCUUGGAAAUAUAAAUUAACUAAUUAAUUAAAUAAAAGAAUAAAUAUGUUAAAAUCUUGAUGAAAUCAAAGAUAAAAUUUAAAAUCAAUACUAAAUAAUAUUACAAUAAAUGGAUAAAGAAGAAAAGUAAUAAGAAUCUGAAGAAUAAAGAAGGAAAUCUAAAAUUUAAGAUUAUUCAGAAAUUAAAUACGUUGGAGGAUAUCUUUAGUAAAUAAAUAACUAGCAAAUAUAAAAAGAUAGAUUUUAAUAAGGAUAGAGCAGCAGUCAUUUAAAAGUUUCAGCUGAUGGUAUUGAAUAAGAAAUUGAAAGAUUGGAAAAAAUUGAUUAAUUUAUGCAGAGCAUUGUUUAAAAAAAUUUUUUUGAUUUAACUAAAAAAGAAAUAAAUAUGUCACUUGGAUUAGUGAGUAGAUCUCAUUAUCUUAAAAUUGAUUAAUUGCAUAAUACAUUGAGUACUAAAUAUAAUAAGUUAGAAAAUACUUUUAAUGAAGCAGUUUAUUAAUAUACAUAAAAACUCUAGCUUGCUUUGAAAGAGGUGUUUAACAACCAUACAGAUUUUAAAAUACCUCUUCCCGAUCAAUAUUCUCCCACAUAAAUAAAAAACGAUUUGGUGAAUCAAUACUAAUAAUUAGAGUUAGAAAUUAAGUAUAAGAAAAAGUAGCUUAAGCUGGCAAAAUAAAAUAUUAUACAAUAAGAUUAAGCUCGUACUUAAAACAAAUUGCUCAAAAGGAUAGAACCUACUUUUCCUUACAAUACAUAUAAUAAUAAUUGUUAUCAUUUAACUGAAGCAGGAAUAAUUUGUAACACAACUCCAAUUUUCGAAUGUUGCUAGCAAGCUUAUUAAUGUGUAUAGUGUCAUUACAAAUUCUGUAAACAUUAACCUAAAAUUACAAAUCCAAGUAAAAGAUAUUGCAUGAAGUGCCUAUCAGUUUUCAAAGUAGAUUUUCCUACAGAUGUAUCAAUAAAUUGUGAUGAUUGUAUUAAAAAACAAUAAGAAUAAAAUGAAAUAUCCUGA
Molecule: messenger RNA, 2148 nt
Organism: Tetrahymena thermophila SB210
Lineage: Eukaryota; Ciliophora; Oligohymenophorea; Hymenostomatida; Tetrahymenidae
Exons: 1
Molecular function (GO): zinc ion binding
Source: RefSeq, a predicted model, not a curated record